AUGCCGGGCGACCUUGCGUCACCUACGAUGGUUCCGGACACCGAUCAGCUGCUCGUGGCAGGCACGCGGUCAGCUGGUGAAGGCCGACAGCUCUGGCGGCCGACGCCCUGCGACGAGUGGUGGCCGCUGCCGCCGCCGCUGCUACUGUAUAUAAACACGGACGUGGCCCCUCACAGAGCACAGCAGCACCGUCAUUCGACUUGCUUCUUUCUGUCAGCUCACAACAUGAAAUUUCUGGUGAUUAUCUUGGCCGCCUGCGUGGCAGUUGCUUGCAGCCAGGAGACGCGAGAGAAGCGCGGCCUCCUGGGGGCGGGAGUGCUGGCCGCCCCCGGCGCUGUGCUGGCGCCGCGCAUCCUCGCUGCCCCCGCCAUAGCCGCCGCCCCCAUCGUCGCCGCCCCCGCCAUCGCCCACGCCCCCCUGGGCCUCGGCCUGGGUCACCCCAUCAUCGGCUGAACAGCUUCACGCUAAUUUCUUUGUGACUGUGUGUAUUUUCCUGCGUGUCCCUAAAUAAAGUGCCUGUAGCCUCA
Molecule: messenger RNA, 527 nt
Organism: Schistocerca serialis cubense
Lineage: Eukaryota; Metazoa; Arthropoda; Insecta; Orthoptera; Acrididae
Exons: 3
Coding region: 1-453 (150 amino acids)
Source: RefSeq, a predicted model, not a curated record